CUAAUCUAUAUAUGUACUGUCUACUGUAACGAGAGUAAUUUCACUAACUUUAUUGCAUGAUCAUUAAACUAUUUUUACUGAUUAUCGUCUAUCCGCUUUGUUUAUUGUAACAGAAAUGAAUAGUUUUGGCGUGGGGUUGUACUUUCUGACGAUGCUAUGGUGCGUUACUCUGGUUCUCUGCUGGGUUUCGGUGCGUACAGGACACAGCAUCGGGAAGGUAGCUCUGAUCGUAUCUUCUUUGGUUACAUUGAUUUUGGUGUGUUUGCCAAAAGGCGAGUCGCAUAGUACAGACAGUGCCAAUUUUUACGACAAGUUGUAUGUGCCUCGAUAUGUAAUUCUGGUAUUUCUGUGCAUCAGUGCGGUUUUUGGCGGUCUAUUCGCUUUAGUUCAUGUUUGUGUAACGCCCAUUGAAACGCGUAAAGUAAGGAGUUUCUAAUAGUCUGCUUUGUCAAUAUGUCCAAUGCAAUAAGUCAAGGGUUGCGGUCACCCAUCAAAUGCUUAGCCAGCUUGAGGAGAGCUGUUCCUAUAUCUACAUCACUUGUACACAAUGAGACCAUACUAGUUAAAAAUAAUGACGAGUUUGUUAAUAAGGUAAUGAACAGUGAUAAGCCAGUAAUAGUGAACUUCCACGCAGACUGGUGUGAGCCCUGCAAGAUUCUGACUCCGAAGCUCAAGGAACUGAUUGAACCGCUCAAUAACUUAAAUCUGGCUGUUGUGGAUGUAGAAGAUCAUGCUGAUCUGGUGCACACGUUUGAGGUAAAAGCAGUGCCAGCAGUGAUAGCAAUAAAAAACGGUAUAAUAGUGGACAAAUUCAUAGGUUUGGUAGACGCAGACAUGAUCACAGGGCUCAUAGAACGAAUGGCUGGUAAGAAACAGGACAGCGCGUAAAUGCCACAGACUAUAUAAAUGUUAGAGAUGUCAGCCUGUGAUUGGUAGGGGAUGCUAAAAGGUUUGAUAAGUUAAGAGCUCCUUGGUUGGUUUUGUAGCUGGUUUGAAUUUAAAUGUUUGAUUUUGGAAUAGUCAUGAUGUGUAAUGAGUAUGAUGCAGCUAGGAUUAAUGGUAUUAGGUACUCAGAAUUCAUUUACGGCACUGCUCCAUAAAGUUAACAUUGGAAUUGCGCUUAUUACCGGCACAGAGAGACAUUUACAUUGACAUUUCAACCUUAUGGACAUAUUAUUAACAGCCAUUUUCUUCAUCAAAAGUUAAAGCCAAAGUAAAAGUCAAAGUAAUGUCUAAAGUAAAAGUAACGGUCAAAUUCAAUUUUUCUAUUAGUUUUGCUGUCACUUUAGCCUUGAAAAAACGAAUUUGACCGUUACUUUUACUUUAGACAUUACUUUAACUUUAACUUUUGAUGAAGAAACUGGCCGGUAGUAAUAUUUUUACUUGCCACUUCAAAGUAAUGUGCUGAGCCGUCAAUGGAAAUCCAACUUAACGCCUAAAUCUUGUCUUAGUGUAGAUAAGCUAUAGGUAUAUCAAUAUAAUUGGGUGAAAGCUCUUAUUUUUGGGUGAUGGAAAUAUUAGACAGCAGAAUAAUCACAACACUAAAUAUAAUUGUGUGAUUUUUAUAAGACUUUUGGCUAUAAAUAGGUUAGAAAAGAAAGGUUACUAUCGAAACACAUGCUGACAUCUAAUAUUGUAAAUAAUAAUAAAGGAAAUUAGCCAAUAUCAGUUAUUUUUGUAAUUAUGUUUUAAAUGUACAGUCAGCAUCAAAAUCUUUUUAAUUUAUCAAUUAUUAUUUUAUCAGAGCAUCAAAACAAUCAUUUUUGGAUUAUUAUUUUCAAUGAGAGUAUUAUAAUAGAACAAUAAUAACGCCUGUGAUAUCGCAAUAUCUUAUUUGUUUAUGAUGCUAACUGUACUAGUUAUAAAAUGGCGUUUGAAGCAAUACAUUUUAUUUAGUUGUUACCUAUGGUUUUAAUCAAUCUGUAAGAAGGUGCACCAUUAUCUCACAUUUUGUCUUAUGAAUUUUCAGUUGUGUGACGAAUUAAAUUAAGACUUAGUGCAUUUUCUUGCAAAUUGAUAACUUAUUGUUCAAUAGUUGUAUUAGAAAAGAGGAUCAAGAACUCGAAUGAGAUAUUAAAAACGUCUGCUGCUAUCUAGAUGAUAUUAAUAAUAUUUGACUAGACUUCAUCGAGUUCUCGAAAAAUCUAGCCUUUUUCAAACAUGAACUUUCUUUGUAUUCUUAUAUGUUAUGUCUUGGUAUUAUUUUAAUGAUUUGACGACUCUCAUCAUUCUGCAUCUAUUUCUGAAUUAAUAACCAAUUAUAAAAUUAUUUAUGUUUCUAAUCUAAUAUUACAACAAAUCUCAAGCUAUGUAAGAACUUAUUUUUUAAUCGAUGCAUGACUUCAUGAGUAUUAUAUAAGUCCGAAAAAGGUUGUCUAUAAUAACAAUACAGAUAAGUGAAAGAGGACAUAUAGGCAUCUAGAAAAAUCUUU
Messenger RNA from Helicoverpa zea (corn earworm), 2432 nucleotides. RefSeq names its product thioredoxin, mitochondrial. The transcript has 4 exons. Gene Ontology annotation, molecular function: oxidoreductase activity, acting on a sulfur group of donors, disulfide as acceptor. Bases 454 to 888 code for a protein of 144 amino acids. NCBI's taxonomy places the organism in Eukaryota, Metazoa, Arthropoda, Insecta, Lepidoptera, Noctuidae. Gene Ontology annotation, cellular component: cytoplasm. The record is from RefSeq and is a predicted model, not a curated record.